Messenger RNA from Ananas comosus (pineapple), 1225 nucleotides. Its product is annotated as GDSL esterase/lipase At1g58480-like. The coding region runs from base 1 to 1074 and encodes 357 amino acids. The transcript is spliced from 5 exons. NCBI's taxonomy places the organism in Eukaryota, Viridiplantae, Streptophyta, Magnoliopsida, Poales, Bromeliaceae. The record is from RefSeq and is a predicted model, not a curated record. Gene Ontology annotation, molecular function: hydrolase activity, acting on ester bonds.
AUGGUUUGUGCAGCGCCUGCUCUUUCCAUUUCCAUACUCUUACUCCAACUUCUCAUCGUAGCAGAAGCGGGCGUGCCAACCCACGGGGCAGGCCCCGUCGUGCCGGCCGUGAUAAUCUUGGGAGAUUCUAUCAUGGACCCCGGUAAUAACAACCAAAUCCCAACCACCGUCAGAAGCAACUUUCCCCCGUACGGCGUGGACUUCCCCACGCACAAGGCCACCGGCAGGUUCUCCAACGGCAAGAUCGCCUCGGACUUCCUAGCUUCUGAACUUGGGGUGAAGGAAACUUUGCCAGCUUAUCUUGGCACCAAGCUAAGUGCUCAAGAUCUUCUCACCGGCGUAAGCUUUGCUUCGGCCGGGACCGGUUUCGACCCCGCGACAGCUACCCUCGCAUCGGUCAUACCAAUGAGGAAGCAACUAGAAAUGUUCGCAGAGUACGAAGAGCGACUGCGAACACUGGUAGGCGAGGAGAAGGCGGCGAGCAUUAUCGCGGAGAGCCAAUUCGUCGUGUGUGCGGGAAGCAACGACGUCGUUCAGUUCCUCGCCAACCCCUUAAACAACCGAACAUCUAAGGGCAUCGCGAAUUACAGCAAAUUCUUGAUGCAAAGCAAUUCACGAAUCGUCCAGGACUUGGUCGGACUCGGCGCACGGGCGGUAGGUGUUGUAGGAUUGCCUCCGGUUGGAUGCAUGCCAGCACAACGAACCUUGGUCGGAGGAAUUCAUAGGAAGUGCGCUCACCAAAGCAAUGAACUUGCACAGAAGUACAACAGAGAGCUUAGAAAAGAAGCGAAUCGGCUGACGGCGAAACUGCAAGGAACAAAGAUAAUAUACCUUGACAUCUACUCCGUCUUGCUUGAUCUGAUUGAACAUCCAAAAGCGCAAGGAUUUGAGGAGUCCAAAAAGGGUUGCUGCGGAACAGGAGUAUUGGAGGCUGGAGUGCUUUGUAAUAGUCUGAGUCCUCCUUGCUCCAACCCUUCACAGUAUGUAUUCUGGGAUAGCUAUCACCCAACAGAGAGAGCUAACAAAGUCAUGGUGGAUAAGGUUGUUAAAGAUUAUCUGCACUUCUUACAGUGAAAAGUGGGACAAGAUUCAUUUUCUCUACCAUUAAUUCUUCUCGAAUAAUUUACAAAUUAAUUAGGAUUUAUCAUAGUAGCAAUCUGUAUGGAGGCUAGUUUCACAAAUUAACUAUUAAUCUGCAUUUGAGAUGUAAUUUUGACAAUUAUCA